AUCUCGCAGACCUAUAGGCCAUUUUUAUAAAAACAAACGCUUUAUUAGAUUUUUUUGCAAUUUAUCGUUUUGUUUUACUGGUGCAUGUAGAAAGGACGAUCAAUAGCGUAUCGUACAACAGGCAAAGAUGCAUCUUAUGUCAUGUAACUGUUGGAAUGAUGCGGCGAUUCAGCAUCACCGCUGCCUAUAGAUACAGCUGUUGAUCCUGUCGAAUGCUGCAAUUCAACUAGCGGUUAAUUGCCUUUUAUCACUAAUAUACAAGGCAAUAUUUCCUUCUCUUGGAAGCAGUAGAAGAUAAGCCAUCCUGAAUUCACGAAACUCGAAACACAAUUAUAUACAUGUUCAGUUAGAUAAGAAAACGUGUUCAGAAAGCUAAGGUGUAUCUUGACAUUGGAUGUAUUUUCAGUUGAAGCCUAGCCAAUGAGCCAAAGGAGGGAUAGAUACAUCAACGUACAAGGGAGCUUUGAUUAAUGCUUUCCAAAGGAAAAGAAUAAGUUAGUAGAUGGUUAUUUAAAGUAACCUGUUAUGUUCAACAUCGUUUCAGUGUAACUAACAUCACCCAGCUGCCGGGUAUUAAUAUCAAAUACAUUCAUAGUACAUGUAAGCGAGAUGGGAAGAGGUAAGAGGUGAGUAAGUGAUAGAUGAUAACGUCUGGAUUAACACACUCUGGAUAAGAAAAACAACAGUGAUAUGAUAAUGAACUUGGUAAUUUUGGAGCAUAAUAUAUGUGCAAUCACAACUUAAGGUCGGAUCAGUGGGAGAAAGGACAUUCUCAAUAUCCUUUGGAAUUUAUAUCGAUUUGUUCUACUUUGAUUCAAUACGAUUCGUGCAAUUGGAUUAACAAAAUUACAUUGCUGGGUAAUAUCUGAGAUGUAGAACUGUAAACAGGGUGGUUAAGAAGAGAUCAAUCAUCAAAGAGGACCUAAUAUCGGAGCUGAGUCAUCAGGAAAAAUUAUGGAGUCGACCUUUACUUCCCUCAGAGAUAGACUCGUCCAGAAUAAACAAUUGUUCGAGGAUCCUGACUUCCCUGCUGUGGACGAGUCUAUUUAUCAUUCUGAUGAAGUUCCCGAUUAUGUCAUUUGGAAAAGACCCAAGGAGCUGUGUGACAAUCCAAAGUUUUUCAAAGAGGGCGCUUCCAGGUUUGAUCUUGCCCAAGGGGCUAUAGGCAAUUGCUGGUUCAUAGCAGGAGCAGCAACUCUGACCACUAAGCCAUCAUUGUUCAACAAGGUGGUCCUACCUGGCCAGACCUUCUCUGACAACUAUGCAGGUAUAUUCCGCUUCCACUUUUGGCACUAUGGGACUUGGAAGGAGGUUGUCGUGGAUGACAGACUCCCUGUGUAUGAGACUAGUCAUACGCUGUGCUUCUGCAAAAAUAAAACAAACAAAGAUGAAUUCUGGGGCCCAUUGCUUGAAAAAGCAUAUGCAAAGUUGAAUGGUUCUUAUGAAGCACUCCACUCUGGGUUGAUACGUGAUGCCUUGGUGGACUUUACUGGGGGGAUCUCAGAAUCAUUCAGAUUGGACAAAAUGAGACAGGAAGAGGACCCACACCCCAUUCCCCCAGACUUCUUCAAACUCAUUGUAAAGAACCUGAAUGUAAAGUCCCUAAUGGGGCUAUCAAUAUGGAAUUCUCAAGGGGAAAUAGGAGAAGUUCCACUGGACAAUGGUCUAUUUAAAGGACAUGCAUAUAGUCUUACGAAAGCCUUAGAGAUCACACAUGAGGGCAAGAAAGUAAAGUUGAUAAGAAUGAGGAACCCAUGGGGUGAGAAGGAAUGGAAUGGGGCUUGGAGUGACAGCUCCAAAGAAUGGCAGAGCAUCCCAGAUAAAAAGAAGGCAGAGAUGGGCCUGAAGGUGGAGGAAGAUGGAGAGUUCUGGAUGUCAUAUGAGGACGUUAUGGCAAACAUUGAUGGCCUUGACAUGGUGCAUAUAUCCCCUCAGAACUAUAUAGGGGAGGAUUCAAAAAAUACCCAGCCCCAGCAAAAUGUCAGUUGGAAGCAGUACAGUCACCAUGGUGCUUGGAUAAAGGGACUCUCUGCAGGAGGAUGUGGUUUAUUCUCACCUGGCAAAGAAUUAUACUACACCAACCCCCAGUACACAGUGGAUCUCACUGACAAUGAAAGCAACGAUACGACAGUUGUGAUAUCUCUCAUGCAGAAGCUAACAAGGGCUACAGACACAAAUAAAAAUAAAAAACUUUUCAUCGGGUUUGAUGUCAGACCAGUUAAAGAUGGCUACAAAGGCUUAGAAGAAGGUGCGGCUUACACAGCAGAGGACCUCCUGUUCAAGGAGCACCACAGUCGCACUGCCCUACGUGAAGUGUCCUACCGUCUAGAGUUAAAGCCUGGUAUAUACUGUAUCAUACCCAACACACUCAGGGUCAAUCGUGAUGGCCGUUUCCUACUCAGGGUUUAUACACCAGCUGGCACUGCUAAAAUUAAAACAAAUUUCAUAGAUGUACCUACGGGCCCCAUAGAACCAUCACCAACACCAACUCCCACCCCUGCGAAACCUGCUGUUCCAACAGACAACCCACCUCCCUCUCCACAACCAAAACCUGUGAAACCAGCACCUAGUCUGACUCCAAGUGUUAGAGAACUGUUCUAUGAGAUGUCAGGGGAUGACUUUACUAUAGAUGCAGCUGAGUUACAGAAAUUGUUACCUCUUGUAUAUACAAAUCAGAGCAGGAGGACAUAUGGUUUGGAAUGUUGCCGCUGCCUUAUUGCUCUUGUUGAUCAACAUGAGAGUGGGAGAAUGAGUAGAAGAGAAUUGGAACAACUCAUCUCUAAAAUAAAUAUUUGGAAGGAAAACUUCAGAAAGUAUGACACAAACAACAGUGGAAAUAUACAAAGUUUUGAACUGAGGCCUUUAUUUAGAGAUAUGGGUUUCUCUCUAAGUUUCAACACUGCCUUUGCUCUGACAGUUCGCUACGGAGGCAAGGAUAUGGAGAUCAAAUGGCCAGACUUCAUUCUCCUAAGCGCAAGACUUUAUACUAUGUAUAAUUUAUUCCUAAAAUUUAAGGAGGCAAAUACUGAUAAAGCUUCGCUCACCCUAGAUGAGUGGAUGUACUCCUCAAUGUAUUUCUAACCAGACUGGAAUCUGAUGGAGAAUAACAGAAAGAAUAUAAACGCAAAGAAACCAUAUUCUUCCAUGUGUGAAAAUGUAUGACAUAACAUCUAUGUAAAAGAAUCAGUACUUCCCUGAGUAUAUCUAGCCAUAGAUAUACUAGUAGACAAAUCAAGAAGAUAUAAUGAGGAAAUAAACAUAAAGGUAUAACUAAGGCAGCCCAGUGAAGAGUCAAGUACAGGAAUGCACAGAGACACUACUGAGAAAACACAUACUUGAACAAUGAAGUAAUUUCAGUGAUGCAUGUGAAUUUUGGAUUGCAAGUUUCUCAUCCUCCAAAUCAAGGGCUCCGCAUCAUCCACUCUGGUCCUUCCUUGGUUAACAGAGUUGAUGAUGUCUGGAAGAUGAAGUUUUCUAAAUACGUGGUUGAUCAGAAACCUCAUACCAUUCCAAUACCUUUUUACAAUUAGAACUUAAAAAGUUUGUAUGGCAAAAUAUUUGGAAUCCAGAUUUUACUUGCUUUAGCUGAAAAUUGAAGGUUUCUCGAUAUCAUACGAAUUUUGUUCACCAUUUUGGAUGAGACUAACUC
Messenger RNA from Owenia fusiformis, 3649 nucleotides. The record is from the annotation of a GenBank genome assembly. Lineage: Eukaryota; Metazoa; Annelida; Polychaeta; Sabellida; Oweniidae.